AUGUCUCCUUCCAGAACCGACGAUUCCGCCCCAGCACUCAGCAACGCUGAGUCCGCCAUGCAGAUAAAGCAAGAAAACCACCUCCUGCAUCGGUCGCUGAUCGAGCAUCCUGUGAUGGUAGAGAGAGCCGAAGGAGUGGAACUACACCUAGAGAACGGCAAAACAAUAAUUGACGCCUGUGCGGGCGCCGCAGUCGCCGCAGUCGGUCAUGGAAGACAAGAGGUACAUCAAGCCAUCAUAAGCCAGCUCGAAAAGGUCAGCUAUGUUCACACACAGUCCUACACUACAUCCGCCGCAGAGGAACUGGCCAAUUUUAUCCUUGAGGGUAGUCCCUACGGGCUAGAAAAGGCAUUCUUCGUCGGAAGUGGCAGCGAAGCCGUCGAAUCUGCGUUGAAAUUGGCACGGCAGUAUUUCUACGAAAAGGGCGAGUCCCAACGGAUACAAUUCAUUUCAAGACGUCAAAGUUAUCAUGGUAACACUUUCGCGGCUAUGUCGAUCUCCGGGAAUGUAGCCCGAAAGGUUCCCUAUCAGGAUACAUUAUUUCAGCAUGUAUCCAAUGUCUCUCCCGCAUACGCGUAUCGAUACAAGGGAACGGAGGAGUCUGAAGAGCAAUUUACGACUCGUUUGCUUCAGGAGCUAGAGGACGAAUUUUUGAAUGUCGGCCCCGAGAAUGUGAUUGCGUUCAUUGCCGAAACUGUCGUGGGUGCCACAGCAGGCUGCGUGACCGCGCCGGAAGGCUACUUCGCCGGAGUGCGCAGGUUAUGCAACAAGUACGGCAUCCUUCUCAUCCUAGAUGAGAUUAUGUGUGGAGUCGGUCGAACCGGUUCCUUCUUCGCCUUUGAGCAAGAAAAGGACGUCGUUCCUGACAUGGUGACUGUUGCCAAAGGCCUGGGAGGCGGAUAUGCCGCGAUAUCAGGUGUUUUUGUACACAAGAAGGUAAUCGAUGCCCUCCGACAAGGAACCAAUGCAUACAACCAUGGCCACACGUAUCAAGCUCAUCCGAUUUCAUGCGCUGCAGCACUAGCGGUCCAGAAGAUAAUUCGGAAGCAGGGACUAGUCGCGCAGUGCGCGGCUAUGGGACAGGUCCUGGAACAUCUUCUCCGUUCUGAACUCCAGAAUUGUCCGUCUGUUGGCCAUAUCCGUGGACGUGGCCUUUUCUGGGCUGUGGAGUUCGUUCGUGACAGAAAGACAAAAGAGACGUUUGAUGCCUCGGUGAAGUUUGGUCUACGAGUUCAACAGGCCGCCUUUGAGCGAGGGGUAGCCGUUUACCCUGGUGCUGGCACGGUGGAUGGUGUUCGGGGAGAUCAUGUUCUGCUGGCGCCACCUUUUAUUAUUACGGAAGAUCAACUGGGAAUCAUUUGUCGAGUGUUGAGGGAGGCGAUUGAGUCGCAGGAAAAGCUGCAUGGCUUAUGA
Aspergillus tanneri is the source of this 1413-nucleotide messenger RNA. RefSeq lists its product as uncharacterized. Bases 1 to 1413 code for a protein of 470 amino acids. Gene Ontology annotation, molecular function: pyridoxal phosphate binding; transaminase activity. Gene Ontology annotation, cellular component: cytosol. The transcript has a single exon. Lineage: Eukaryota; Fungi; Ascomycota; Eurotiomycetes; Eurotiales; Aspergillaceae. The record is from RefSeq and is a predicted model, not a curated record.